AUGAAGUCGUCACUGCUUCUACUCCCCGCGCUACAAGCUCUCCUUAGCUAUGCUUUUAGCACAGGAGGGCGACCCGACGACUUAAUAUGGGACCUAGCUGAGAAGCGGCAAGCUGGGCAAGAUAUUGUCACUUGGGAUGAGCACUCUCUCUUUGUUAAAGGAGAGAGAGUGCUAAUAUUCAGUGGGGAGAUCCAUCCCUUCAGACUUCCCGUGCCGUCUCUGUGGCUGGACAUUUUCCAGAAAAUCAAGGCUUUGGGAUUCAACGCCGCCUCAUUUUACGUGGAUUGGGCACUUUUGGAAGGCAAGCCUGGAGAGUUCAAAGCAGAAGGGGUCUUUGACUUUAAGCCUUUCUUCGAAGCUGCUCAAUCCGCCGGGAUUUAUCUCAUUGCCAGGCCUGGCCCUUAUAUCAACGCCGAAGUGAGUGGUGGUGGCUUCCCCGGUUGGCUACAGCGAGUGCGAGGUACCCUUCGAACAAGAGCACCAGACUACCUUAAUGCGACGAGCUAUUAUAUGGAAAACAUCGGAAAGAUUAUUGCGGAUGCCCAAAUCACAAAUGGUGGCCCAGUAAUCUUGUUUCAACCAGAGAACGAAUACACUGUAGCCAACAGUUUCGCGCCAUUUCCAGAUGGAGACUACAUGGAAUAUGUGAUCCAACAAGCGCGAGACGCAGGAAUAGUCGUGCCUUUCAUUAGCAACGACGCAAGUCCCUAUGGCUACAAUGCCCCAGGUACUGGCGUGGGAGAGGUUGAGAUCUAUGGACAUGAUGGCUACCCCGUGGGCUUUGACUGCGCGCAUCCUACGACUUGGCCUAGCAAGGGCCUUCCGACAAAUUGGAGAAACUUACAUUUGAAGCAGAGCCCGACAACACCAUAUUCCCUUCUCGAGUUCCAAGCUGGUAGUUUUGAUCCGUGGGGAGGAUGGGGUUUCGACCAGUGCAGUGAGUUGGUGAAUCAUGAAUUCGAACGGGUGUUCUACAAGAAUAACUAUGCAGCGGGUGUAACAAUCAACAACCUUUACAUGAUCUUUGGUGGAACUAAUUGGGGAAAUUUGGGACAUCCGGGAGGUUAUACUUCCUACGAUUAUGGCAGUGUCAUCAAAGAGGACCGAACUGUCACGCGAGAGAAAUAUUCGGAGCUUAAGUUGCAGGUGACUUUCCUGCAAUCAAGUCCCGAUUAUCUCACCGCUGUUCCUGGAAACAGCUCGACCAGCCUCUAUAGCGACAACCCUGAUAUCACUGUUACACCAAUGCUAUCAAACAGCACUGAUCAUGCCUCUUUCUUCGUCAUUCGUCAUACCAACUACACUAGCCUUGCAUCAACUAAGUAUAGGGUGACACUGCCUACAUCUCAAGGAGACCUCACAGUUCCCCAGACAAACCAGUCGCUCAGUUUGAAUGGUCGAGACUCAAAGAUCAUGGUUACGGACUACGACGUCCAAGGUACUCGAUUGUUAUACUCCACUGCAGAUGUGUUUACACAUGCGAAAGUCGACAACCAGACCGUGCUCAUCUUGUAUGCUGGGGCCGGUGAAUAUAAUGAGUUCGCCAUUGAAGCGCCGAAUGCUGCGGUUAAGAGCCUUCAGGGGGGCUCUUCUUACAGCGUCGUAGGCAACAACUCUUCUAGCUUGACGGUCAUUGGUUGGACGGCAAAGCCGGAAGAAUCCAUACUUCAAGUUACUGAAGGUCUAGUUGUAUAUCUGCUGGACCGCAAUACAGCUUACAACUACUGGCUCACCGAUAUCGACAACACGGAUUCGAAGCUAAUCAUCAAUGGUCCCUAUCUCGUACGAUCCGCAUCGAUAAGUAACGACGAAUUGCACAUCAAGGCUGAUUUCAACGCAUCCACAAAGGUUGAAAUCGUAGGCAUCCCAGCAGGAACUACCAAACUCUUCGUCAAUGGCGCCGAGACUGAAACGCAAGCAUCAACUCUUGGAAAGUUGGCUGAUCUGUCAAUAAAUGCACCUUCAUUCAACACCCCUGCCCUAUCAGAGCUUGAAUGGAAAUACAUCGACUCACUUCCAGAGCUUCAGGAAGGAUAUGACGACUCGUCAUGGACGGUUGCCGACAAGAUAACGACAGAUAACACAUUCCAACGCCUCAUCACUCCUGUUUCUACAUAUUCAUCGGAUUACGGUUUCCACACCGGCGUACUAGUCUACCGAGGUCAUUUUAACGCCACAGGACGUGAAGCCAACUUCUCAGUAUGGACACAAGGUGGAAGUGGGUUUGCUUCGUCGGUUUGGUUAGACGACCACCUACUAUCAUCAUUUACUGGCAACGCGGCAAACUCGAGCGCCAAAGUGAAGUACGACGUCACAGGGGUUACGCUCGAAGCUAGCACGGAGCACGUGCUUACCGUAGUUGUAGAAAACAUGGGGCUAGAUGAGGACUAUAAUGUUGCCGAUGACACGAUGAAAGCGCCACGGGGCAUACUAGGUUGGCGGCUUGAGACCUCCCAGUCGACGGAUACACCCAUUACCUGGAAGCUUACCGGCAAUCUUGGUGGCGAGGACUAUAUUGAUCAAAUUCGUGGCCCGCUAAACGAGGGUGGGCUAUUUAUAGAGAGACAGGGUUACCACCUUCCUGGCGCCCCGACAGACUCUUGGGAAUCUCACUCCCCGCUUGAGGGCCUCGGUCUUCCAGGCAUUGCUUUCUAUGCUACCUCCUUUGACCUCGAUCUACCAUCGGAUGAAUGGGAUAUCCCGCUCGCGUUCUCCUUCUCCAAUGACACGGCGUCUUCUGGCAUCUACCGGGCCCAGCUGUACGUCAACGGGUGGCAGUUUGGCAAGUUAAGCAGCAACAUCGGUCCCCAGACGGUGUUCCCUGUACCGGAGGGCAUCCUCAACUACCACGGGUCGAACUAUGUCGGUAUCUCGCUAUGGGCGCUCGAAGAAGGUGGCGCGAAGAUCCCUGGUCUUGAGCUCGUGCCUGGGGUGCCUGUAUGGACGGGCAGGGAAAAGGUUACGCUGGUUGACAGUCCUACCUGGACGCAACGCGAAGGGGCUUACUAA
Molecule: messenger RNA, 3009 nt
Organism: Hypoxylon fragiforme
Lineage: Eukaryota; Fungi; Ascomycota; Sordariomycetes; Xylariales; Hypoxylaceae
Product: glycoside hydrolase family 35 protein
Exons: 5
Coding region: 1-3009 (1002 amino acids)
Biological process (GO): carbohydrate metabolic process
Cellular component (GO): vacuole
Molecular function (GO): beta-galactosidase activity
Source: RefSeq, a predicted model, not a curated record